Molecule: messenger RNA, 5328 nt
Organism: Poecilia reticulata (guppy)
Lineage: Eukaryota; Metazoa; Chordata; Actinopteri; Cyprinodontiformes; Poeciliidae
Gene: nr2f1a
Product: nuclear receptor subfamily 2, group F, member 1a
Biological process (GO): regulation of DNA-templated transcription
Molecular function (GO): sequence-specific DNA binding; zinc ion binding; DNA-binding transcription factor activity
Source: RefSeq, a predicted model, not a curated record
UCCUCUUUUUGGUGACAAUAGACGGCCCAUACUAAUCAGGUUUCAAAGUAAAUAGCAGCGCGGGGCGAGCUCAAUGUAAAUUGUGCCUGUCAGAGCCCCCCCACUCUCCUCCCAAGCCCCCUCCAGUCGUAGAAGCCUACACUGUAAAAAAUAUCCACCCUCAGACAGGCAGCCGUUUCAGCACCGGCGCCGGAAAAUCCUGGCUGUGUACACAGACGGACCGGGUCGGCGGGUUGGAUCGUGCGUCUUCGACGGCUGUUCGAUUCGCCGUUGUGAAUUUCCGGACUCUUGCCAAUUUCUACGGGAAUGUCUCUGAUUCGAGACACUUUACUGGCAACAUUAUUUUAACCGCUUGUAGCGAGAGCGGAAAACAGGCAGAAUACUGCAAAAUGAGCGUGUUAUUUCCACGAUAAACGGAUAGAAAAUAUAACAAUUUUGCGAUCCAAUAGCGGAGCGGGGGUUUCAUCUAGAUGGACAUUUUUUGUAGCGCCCUAACGGAGGGGGGACUCUAACCAAUGGAGAGAAAGAGAGGGCUUGGCUAUAACCUUAGCCUCCCAUUUUCUCUCUCCCUCUAUCCCCCCCUCCUCUCCUCUCCUCCUCCUCUAUGCAGGGCUCUGGCCAGUCAGUCCUCUUUGAUUAUCAGUCUCCAGCAGCCCCUCUCUUGGCUCCUUGACAUGAGCACCAUAUAAGGCGCAGCGAUCUCCAUAGAAACGUGUCAGUUUCAAUAGUAGUGUCAAAGUUCACUAUAUACAGACAUUCGCGCAGAUCCCCCGUUUCGGAAACAUUGCUCUGCUGGUCCUCUCGUUUAAGCGCAUUCAUUUUUUGGGGGUCUCUCCUUCUUCUUCUUCUUCUUCUUGCAUAUCCUAUUAGUACUAGUUGGUGUUUUUCCUCUUUUUCUUUUUUUUCCUCAAUCUUUUUUCUCUUCGUAUCGCCGUUCCUCCUCGCUGGAGAGAGGUGAAACUAUACAUGGGUACUUCAUUCGGCGACGCGGUUCUCCUUCGCAGCUGGGCGAGAUGAUGAGGUUUAUUUAAGAAUAUAGAUGUAAAAAGCCCAGCUCUUCAGGGUUUUUUUUUCCUCCUCCUCCUCCUCAUAUACGACGAAGACGGGAGUGUAAAGGAGCAAGGGGAAGAAAGGAGCAAGGAAUUUAUCUCCGCAGCACUUUGGAUCGCGUCUUUCCAGCGAAAAGGUUUUGGUGUUUUUUUUUUUGUUUGUUUUUUUUACUCGCUCCUGCCUUUCUUUUGUGGCUAUUUUUUUUUAUCUGACUGCAAUUUUUACGUCUGGACUCGGGUUUUCCUACAAGAUUAGGGAUUCCUGAAUGGCUGACUGCAAUUUACCUUGGAACUGGCCUCCCGAUACUUGCAUAUCCUGAUCGGGUGCCUCCUGAUUUUUGAAUGUAUUGAUCGCGUUUGCUCCCGUUCUUACCCCCCAUAUGAGAUUGCGUGCUCCGAUUUGACUUUGCACUGUCCCGUCUUUUGAGAUUUUUUUUCCUUCCUCCUCUACGCUCCAUAAACAUCGGCGAUCAUUUCGCUUUACAGCACUUUCCGGGGCCGAGAUAUGGCAAUGGUAGUUAGCGUCUGGCGAGAUCCGCAGGAAGACGUGGCCGGAGGACCUCCGAGCGGCCCCAACCCAGCAGCGCAGCCGGCGAGGGAGCAGCAGCAGGCGGCGUCGGCGGCGCCGCACACUCCGCAGACCCCCAGUCAACCGGGACCCCCGUCCACGCCGGGGACCGCUGGGGACAAGGGGAGCCAGAAUUCCGGACAGAGCCAGCAGCAUAUUGAAUGUGUGGUUUGCGGGGACAAAUCGAGCGGCAAACACUAUGGCCAGUUCACCUGCGAGGGAUGCAAAAGUUUCUUCAAGAGGAGUGUACGCAGGAACUUAACGUACUCAUGUCGUGCCAAUAGGAACUGUCCCAUUGACCAGCACCAUCGAAACCAGUGCCAAUACUGCCGGCUGAAGAAGUGCUUAAAAGUGGGGAUGCGGCGGGAAGCGGUUCAGCGAGGAAGAAUGCCUCCAACCCAACCCAACCCAGGCCAGUACGCGCUGACGAACGGGGACCCCCUGAACGGCCACUGCUAUCUGUCCGGAUACAUCUCGUUACUGCUGCGGGCUGAGCCUUACCCAACCUCCCGGUACGGGAGCCAGUGCAUGCAGCCCAACAACAUCAUGGGCAUCGAGAACAUCUGCGAGCUGGCGGCUCGCUUACUUUUCAGCGCCGUGGAGUGGGCGAGGAACAUCCCCUUCUUCCCUGACCUGCAGAUCACCGACCAGGUGUCCCUUCUCCGGCUGACGUGGAGCGAGUUGUUUGUGCUUAACGCGGCUCAGUGCUCCAUGCCUCUUCAUGUGGCCCCUCUGCUCGCCGCGGCAGGCCUGCACGCCUCGCCGAUGUCUGCGGACCGCGUCGUGGCUUUCAUGGAUCACAUCCGGAUCUUCCAGGAGCAAGUGGAGAAGCUCAAGACCCUGCACGUAGACUCGGCGGAGUACAGCUGCCUCAAAGCCAUCGUGCUUUUCACAUCAGACGCUUGCGGCCUGUCAGACGCCGCUCACAUCGAGAGCCUACAAGAGAAGUCGCAGUGCGCCCUGGAGGAGUACGUCAGGAGCCAGUACCCCAACCAACCCAGCCGCUUUGGCAAGCUCCUGCUGCGACUGCCCUCUCUCCGCACCGUCUCCUCCUCGGUAAUCGAGCAGCUGUUCUUCGUCCGCUUGGUAGGUAAAACUCCUAUUGAAACCCUCAUCAGGGAUAUGCUAUUAUCCGGGAGCAGCUUCAACUGGCCUUACAUGUCCAUCCAAUGAUCCUUAUAUGACAAAACAAAACAGAGAGGAGGAGGAAGGGGAAAAAAAGGACCAAAUUUCUGCACCCCUCAUCCUCCUUCGAGAAGACUAUAUAUAGGACCUUUUUUUCUGAGAAACUUUGCGGAAGACAUUACUUUUUUUCUGUCUUCUGGGACUUCGAUGGAAUACAUUAUGUACAGAAAAAUAUUGGAACUGGACUUUGCGCCUGUGUAAAUCCGCACCGUCAUCUUCAAGAACAGUACUCUCCAUUUUGUAAAAUACUAGUCUUUAUUUUCUUUUUUCUUUUCCUUUUUUUGUAAAAAAAAACAUACAAAUAAAAUGAAAAACAUCAUAUGCGCAGUAAGAAAAAAAAAUGAAUCAAGACUUAGCGGGAAAAUAAUGUUUCCAAGCAAUUAUAAGAAUUGUCCUGUGUCUAUGUACCUCUCUGUUUUGUAUUUUUUCUGGUUCUAAACCAGGGUUUCUGUGAUUCUAUACUAAUAAUUUUUUGAUAUAACCUUUUGCUUCUUAUAAUGAGUGCGAUAUAUGUUGUCGAAGCUAUGUUCUCCAAGAAUUAAAAAUUGAAGUGAGAAUUUAAAAGAAUAAAAAAAAGAAAAAAAACAAGACAAAUAAAAUGAAUUUAGACGAAUAAGAAACAGUCUAAUCGCUGUGACAAUAUCAACACUGAUGGUUGAACUUUUUAUUUUUAUUUUAUUUUUUUUAUUUUUUAUUUUUUUGACCUCCCCCUUCUCCCAUGCUCCCAACUGAUACGAUGGACCUGCAGCAGAAGCAGCAAAACGAAACUGACCUCCAGGACGUUUUUACUGACAUUUUUACUCCGUCUGGGGCGCAUCCCCCCCUCCCCUCUACCCUUCUCCCCUUCAUCCCCUUCCCCGGACCACGAGUGUGUGUGGAGUCGAUCAUCAGUCAAAAGAACAAACGGAGAGACAUGAAAUCAAAAAGCACUUUUAAUAUAUCAUUUCAAAUACAUUUUGUUUGUUUCGUCUUGAAGAUUUUUGUUGUUUCUUGAAUUUUAUUGGUUGUUGCCUUCAAUUUUGCUUACUCCAUGAUGCAGCUUUUAAUUUUAAUUUUUUUUAUUUUUAUUUUAUUUUUAUUUUUAUUUUUUGGACAGAAGGGUUGGCUGAUGAAGUUGUGUGAUGGUGACUGUACUAUUAAAAAAGAAAUAGGCAACAAUGUCUCACUCUCAAGCAUUUUCCUGGGGAUCAAAUGUUUUAUUAUUAUUAUAAGUUUUUUUAUUAUUAUUAUUUAACCAAUCAGAGGGAAUCUGUUGUUUUUAUGUGUGCUUGUACAACAGUUCCUGAAACCUACAUGUGAAAGCAAAUUGUUACACGGGAUUAAAAGGUGAUAAUAAUUACACAAUAGAAGCACAUAUUACAUUUGGAAAGAGCCAUGACAUAACUGACAAUGCGAGUACAAAGAGGAAGGAGACAAUACUGGCCUGUGAGCGCAUUAAUGUUUAAUAUUUUUCCCAGACAGCGAGGGAAGCCUCUAACACAGAGCCACCUCUAUAACCUUCCCCCUGUGGCUUAAUCAAGGUGAUUCUCUGCAAACCAACACCCACCUCGUAUUACCCCCCACCCCCCACUUACUAUCGCCUAAAAUAAAAAAGAAAGAAAAAAGAAAAACUCUGCCCUGAUAACGCAUUGCAUGCUCUGUAUUGACGUGGGCGUCAUUUGGCAAAAAAGGGUUAGGGGGGCCCCCGCUGCAAAGCUGCUGUGAUAUGCGUGAUCAAUCUGGAAAAUGUAUUUUACAGCAUGUAAGCCAGUCGAUAGGAACACCGAGUGUGAUGCAUUGUGUGGGAAUAGAGAGGGAGGCAAAGAGGGAGAAAACGACAGAGACACACACAGACACACAGAAAGAGAGAGAGAGAGAGAGAGAGAGAGAGAGAGAGAGAGAGAGAGAGAGAGAGAGAGAGAGAGAGAGAGAGUGCUGAGACAAACGAGAGAAGCGUGUUAGUAGAAAGUCAAGUGUAUGACUGUGUGUGUGUGAGUGUCUGCGUGUGAGUGUGUGUGUGUGACAGGAUAAAAAAAAAGAUGUGGCCUUGGUUUGCUUGAUACAGUCAGAGUGUAAUGAGUCCAUCGAUAGUGUGUGAGAUGGGUUACGCACUGUCACUGCCCUUGCUUUGGUCUAUUUCUUGUUUUUGUCUCAAUUUACGCCCUAAAUGACAGAAGGGAAACCUGGUUUAUCACCGGUCCUUGCAUUUAAAUCACAGUGUAAGGCGUGAUAAAUAAAAAAAAAAAUACGAUAAAACAAAAAUGAUGGAAUAAAAUAUGGCGCACAGGCUUGACAUUUCUUAAGUCGUCAUGAGAUGAGCUGCCUCUGUGUCAUUUUUAAUUUUUGUUUUUUUACCCAGAUCCUUCUUUUGUGGUUUUGGCAGUGAUCAGGGACAGCAGAGCAGGGAUGUGAUAUUUGUUAGCCUGUUUAAUUAUCAGCCGUGUGUUGUGAGUGUAACUUUCGCUUAUAGGUUAUUUUUGCACUGCUUAUGUCAUCAAGAAACUUUUAAGGUGUCACUGCCUGUAAUAAAGGAAGGAUGUGGCUCCA